AUGGUUCCCAUGGCGUUUAUGUACCUGACUGCAACUGUAUACAUGUACUAUCAGGCUCUUGCUGCUGGUAUGUACUACUACUACUACAACUACUACUACAACGAUUAUCCACUAUCUUUCCUUAGGAAUGUGGUUAGGAUCAGCUACUACAAGAAUGUCUACACUGCUGACCUCGUGGUGGAGAGUAACGUCACACUACAAGCAGUGAGCAUCCUGUCAGUCUUCAAUACAAUAACCAACCUUCGGGUGACUGAUGCCAAUGGAACUUCCCAUCGAGUGAUGCUUGUAGGAAGUGAACUGGUUGCAGUUCAUCUCGAGGUAACUGCUAUACUGCAAAAUGGAGCUACGUGGGAUUCAAACAAAACUAAACAGCUUGAGACUGCCUUUCGAGGACUGAAUGGUGUUGAGCACUUGAACCUUACUGGCCUGAGGGGAUCCAACAGUACUGCUGACUUUGAGAUGGACCUUAGCUGUAAAAGUGAAACAUCUAAACUCCAAGAAAUUGUUUCCAAUUUGGAAACCAGUCUCGGAGCUGUUGUUUGGGUCAACAUUACAGGCACGGUCACGUUAGAGUCAUCGGAACCUUUGGUGCCUUACAUGUCCGAGCCCACACUGAAAUGCACUUUAGAGGAGGCAUCGAGCGACGCUGGCUGGAAAAUGUGUCGUGCGGAUGGAUGCUUUGAACUUAAUAAUGGCAGUGUGGUAAAACUGGACACCAGCUGCGCCACAAAAGAAUACAACUCUUGCAUUGCAGUGACACUGCAUAAUAUAACAAGCAAUUGGGCAGGCACGUAUGAAUGUGCAUUCACUGUUGGGUCGAUCAGGCAUACAGCAAAGACAGAACUAAGAAUGGCCCUCCUGCCUGACGAGAUCUCCAUGAUGGCCACACCGCCAACUGUGCAUUGCUCAAAUAGCACUGAAAAUGUUACAGUCGACAUCAAAGUGACUGUCCCAUACGUCCAUGAGAUGUAUGAGGCCUGGUGGAGCUACAAAGGUGGAAAGAAAAAAUGUCCAGGCAACACAUCUGGGGAUUUCCUGUACUAUCAUUUCGAAACUGCAAUAAGCUGCCAGAAAACCAAAGAAGCACAUUACAUGACCGUCACCUUUAAAAACAACAAGGACCAACAAAAAUCUGCAAGACUGGACAUUCCAGUAAUUUAUGAGGGUGAACGUUUUUGCAGAGAAGAUGGGGAUUGGCCAAAGACCCCAGACGGACAUACAGUAGUAAAGCAAACAUGUCCAAAUGGCAGGGUUGGCAAUGAGUUGCGCACUUGUACAGGAAACAAGUGGCAGCCAGUGUUCUCCAAAUGUGUCAGUGAACAAUUGUUUUCCACUUUGAAAGAAGCACAGCGCUUCAUUACUGGACAAGGGUCUACUCACGAGGCGGCAAUGGGAAUAUUUCAAGGACUUAAGAACAGUUCUAUGUCUGAUUCGGAUUCGAGUGGCAGGAUGGCUGACCUUAUGGGUUCCAUCCACAUUCUUGGCCUGAUGGCCAACGCAUCAGAAAACAUUGCCAUACAAGACAAUGUUUUACCUGACUUCAUAAAUGCUGCAAGUAAUAUGUUGGACCAAACCUGGGAUGGAGUCAACAAAUCUGUUAUUCAUGACAUGUCAUCACAUUAUCUUCGGUCUGUGGAAAAUUUGGUGAAGAACAUCGAAGUCAACAAAAGCGAAGGGCUAACCACUCAAAAUUUAGACCUCAAGUUUUGCCCAAGUGGUAACUGUAACCUGACUUUGUUCAACAGCAUGGUAAACCUGAAGACUUUCGGACUGGUAAAAACUGUUGCGGUCAAAAAUCUGACGGAUAAAUUACGAAACAACUUCCCCAAUACAGAGGCAUCUACGGUUUUGAUAUCAGCCACACUGGAAAACAUGAAAGAGUCAUCUAUAAGAAUUAGCUUGGACUUCUUCAAUGAGCAACAGACAUCUAUAAAACAUGUCUGUGUUUUCUGGAACAUCUCAGAGAGGAAGUGGUCAGAGGAUGGAUGCGUUGCCCAAAAUGGCAUUGGCGGCCGCAGAAUUUGUCUGUGCAACCACUUAACUCCGUUCUCUUAUCUCAUUGACAUUAGGAGCACAACUGCUCAGUCCCUUGAGAUCCUUACAACAGUCGGACUGAGUGUGUCCAUUUGCUCCUUGGUGAUCUUUCUUGUCAUUGAGUUUGUGGUGUGGUCAAAAGUAGUCAAAACGACCCUUUCACAUGUUCGUCACACAGUCAUGGUGAAUAUGGCUGUUUUCCUCUUGCUCGCCCACUGCAGUUUCUUGGCUUCCAAUUCUCCUGACCUCCCAGACACAUGGUGCUGCAUUUUGAGCAUCUGCAAACACCUUUUUUUCUUGGCCACAUUUGGUUGGAUGCUGUGUUUGAGCCUGGUGCUCGUCCACCAGCUCAUCUUUGUAUUCAGACCCCUGAGAAAAAGGGUUUUCAUGUUUUUCUCCAGCUUUGUUGGCUACGUCUGCCCGAUGCUCAUAGUGGGAUCCACCUAUGGGUAUUGCAGAUUAUCCAACAAGCGUUACUAUGCCACUAACAACUGUUGGCUAGUUUAUAGGAAGCCAUUCGGAGGCUCGUUGCUUGCUUUUCUGGUCCCAGUAGCAACCGUUACUUUGACAAAUAUUUUUUGCGUGGUGGUCGUCAUUGUUACUCUGUUGAAGUCUUCAGUUCCUGAUGGCAGCAAGGCAGACUACAAGGAGACAGCCAAAAGCAUCCUCAGAGUGGUGGUCCUGUUAACACCAGUCUUUGGCCUAACAUGGGUUCCUGGAUUCGUUUUGUUGAUGCUGGAUGCCAAAGAUGUUAUGUUUGCUGUUACUGUCUACAGUUUCACCAUCCUCAAUUCCUUUCAGGGACUUUCCAUUUUGCUCACAGGGUGUUUAGCAGAGCAGAAGGUUCGAGAGGAACUGUCGAGGCUCUUGACGUCUCAGGUGAACUCAAAAGGACGAAAAAAAAAGCCCAAAACCUACAACAUACAACAACAACAUACCUGA
Molecule: messenger RNA, 2976 nt
Organism: Dunckerocampus dactyliophorus (ringed pipefish)
Lineage: Eukaryota; Metazoa; Chordata; Actinopteri; Syngnathiformes; Syngnathidae
Product: adhesion G protein-coupled receptor F4-like
Exons: 16
Coding region: 1-2976 (991 amino acids)
Biological process (GO): cell surface receptor signaling pathway; G protein-coupled receptor signaling pathway
Cellular component (GO): membrane
Molecular function (GO): G protein-coupled receptor activity
Source: RefSeq, a predicted model, not a curated record